AUGAGUGCGACAAAGACACAACAGAAUUUACCUCCAGCCCUUCAGGCACUUGUUGACAAGGAAGAAAUUCGUUCAGCAAUCUAUCGUUUCGCCCGAGGCUCAGACCGCGGCAUCCGCGACCUCGUUCAGUCGGUCUUCCAUUCUGAUGCGACAGACAAUCAUGGAUUCUACAACGGACCAGCAAAGGACAUGUACGAUGCUCUGAAUUCAGGUUCCUCCUCAGAUGCAGCCCAUCACCGCAUUGGGCAGUCUCUGAUUGAGGUCGGAGACAACGGGAUCACGGCGGCUGCAGAGACGUACUGCAUUGCGACGACAAGGAUAACUGGGUCACGUUUCUCGUGA
Messenger RNA from Colletotrichum aenigma, 342 nucleotides. RefSeq lists its product as uncharacterized. The record is from RefSeq and is a predicted model, not a curated record. The transcript has a single exon. Lineage: Eukaryota; Fungi; Ascomycota; Sordariomycetes; Glomerellales; Glomerellaceae. Bases 1 to 342 code for a protein of 113 amino acids.